AUGGCCGGCUUCAACCCGUUCGCGUUUCGGCCCUGGCCUGUCUUCUUCUGGACCACGGCGACCUACCUCGCCAUCCUCAUCCCGCUCCUAUACGUUCACGAGACGGUCCCCGCGAUUCCCAAGGAGUCGGCGCUGCCCGCCGGCGUCGACUUGAAGUCCGCCUGGCUUCACCUGCAAGUCUUGACCGCGCACUUCCACCCCUACAACAGCCACGCCAACGAUGAGGUCCGCGAGUUCCUCUUUUCAUCCGCCAGGACCAUCCUGGACCAAAGCCAUAUCCCAUACACCGUGGAAAAGUCGGGCGGCCGUAUCUGGAGCGCCGACUUCCAGGCCGUCGCGGAUGAGCGCACCGCCACCACGACCACGGCGCCUGGCGUGACCCUGUUUGAUGACAACAUCUCCAACGCGACAUUCAUCACCGAAAACACAGUCAAGGGCCGCAACGCCGGCGCGCAAUCCGGGCAGUACUUCGAGGGGACCAACUUUUAUGCCUACAUCCACGGCAAGGAGGACCCCGAAGGCGAAUGGUGGAACUCCGAGGACGCCGCCGAGACCUUCCGAGGCAAGGGCGGCGUCCUUGUCAACUGCCACUAUGACUCUGUUGCGACGGGUUAUGGCGCUACGGAUGAUGGCAUGGCCUGCAUCACGCUGCUCCAGCUGCUGAGCCAUUACACGACCAAAGGCAAUCAGCCGAAGCACGGCAUCGUUCUGCUCUUCAACAACGCCGAAGAAGAUGGCCUUCUCGGGGCCCUCGCCUUUGGGUACAGUCCGCUGCGACAGUUUUGCCACACAUUCGUCAACCUCGAGGGCGCUGGAGCAGGCGGUCGCGCUAUGCUGUUCCGUACCACUGACUUGGAAAUCGCCAAGGCGUACGGGUCCAGCCCGCAUCCCUUUGGAUCUGUCAUUGCCGCGGAUGCCUUUGAAACAGGCGUUAUCAAGAGCGGCACCGACUACCAGAUUUUCGCCGACCAUUACGGCCAGCGUGGCAUGGACAUCGCUUUCUAUGAGCCCCGCUCGCGAUACCACACGGAGGACGACGACGCUCGACAUGCCUCGGUGAACAGCAUAUGGCAUAUGCUCUCCGCCGCUCUUUCGUCCACAAAGGCGCUCUCCGAGACCUCGGGCACGGUAUUCCAUGGCGACCGCCCGGAUGGUCGACACGACCUUGUUCAGAAUGGAAGCCCGACGCGUGGCGUUUGGUUCGACUUUUUCGGCAGUGCCUGGGCUACUCUUGCGCUUAGGGGCCUCUUUGCCUGGACCUUGACGCUUCUCAUCGCCACGCCGUUCAUUCUGUUCAUCGUCACCGUCCUUCUUAUCAAGCAAGACAAGUACUACUUCUUCGCCAGCAGCACCGAAGCAGACGCGGGGGUCGGCGACGGAGUUCGCGCUCUUAACGGCUGGCGUGGGCUGUUCCGCUACCCUCUUGCCCUGAUCUUUGCAUGUACUCUUACCUUUGGCUCUAUCAGACUAGUUGGUAAAGUCAACCCGCUGAUCAUCUACAGCAGCAGCUAUGCAUUCUGGGCCAUGUCCAUCUCGAUCUUCUAUUCCUCCUUCUGGCUCAUCAUGCGUGGGUCCAGCUAUAUGCGUCCGAGCGCACUGCACCGCGGCUACUCUCUCAUGUGGCUCUUUGUGAUUACUUGGGCCUUUCAGAUUUUUGUUGCUGUCUGUGAGGACCGCUUCCAAAUCGGUGCUUUUUACUUUGCCGCCUUUUUCCACACUGGCGUGUUCCUGGCGCUCCUCAUCUCCCUACUUGAGCUCUUUGCCCUCCCGUCCAAGUCUGCCUUCGCCAGACAGGUGCAGGACGCGGAGCCACCAAGCAGCCACGUUGCUAACACCGACGAGGAGGGCGAGGAAGCCAACAGCGGAGAGGAGGAGGAGGAGGUCACAGAAACCACGCCGCUUAGGAACGAAGAAGGGGGCUAUGGUGGGGCUGACACCGAGGACCAGACUACCUUUGCAACAACUUAUAGAAGAAGAUCUGCGCCAGCGCCAGGUGAUGAGAGCGUCAGCAAGCCGACUCCUGCACCAUCACCAUACGCCAACGAGCAAUCCUGGUCUAGUCGUCUGCCGAGUUGGGCUUGGUUCCUCCAGUUGCUCGUCCUCGCGCCAGUUCACUUGAUCAUUGUUGGCAACACGGCUCUUGUGCAGACCUCUUCCAUGGGCCAGACGAGCGUUGAUGGAAGUGAUAAGCUCCUGCCCCUGUUGGCCGUUGGAUCCCUGACCGUCAUUCUGUUGCUGCCACUGACCCCGUUCAUUCACCGUGUCAAUCACCAGCUGCCGACUUUCCUGUUCUUGGCAUUCAUCGGCACGCUCAUUUAUAAUCUUGUCGCCUUCCCGUUCUCCGGGAACUACCGGUUCAAGUACUUCUUCCAGCAAACUCUUGACAUUGACCGCGACACAAACGAAGUGGCCAUCUACGGCAUCCCGGAGUACACUCGCGGGCUCAUUGAGUCCAUCCCUGGGGCCGGUACUGUAGAUAUAGAAUGCACGACAUCCGAAUCUCGCGUUGGUGUCUGCGUCUAUAACGCAGAGGCAUCGCCCCCCGACCUGGCGCCCGGCUUUACGACCAAGGACUUGAUGACGCUCUCCGCGUCAAAGUCUUCGGACGGCAAAUCCGUGAACGUGCAGCUCGACGCCGUUGAUACCAGGACUUGCACCAUUAGCUUCUCGUCUCCCGUCGCCAGCUUCGCCGUGGACGGCGGCGUGCCGCUCGCGAAGCGGUCUCCGAGCGGCAUUACUAACGUGCGCUUGUGGCGACGAAGGUGGCACGGCCCCUGGAACGUGACGCUGCAACUUGGUGGCGGCGGCCGCGGCACCGGCACCCAUUUUGUGGAGGAAGAGGAAGAGGAAGAGGAGGAGGGCGUCGCGUCCGGUAUGGAGGAACUCAAAGUCAGAGCGGACGAGGAUUUCGAGGUGACGGCGAGCUGCAGCUGGAGCGACGCCAAUGUGGCGACGACCAUCCCGGCGUUUACGGAAUACAAGCGGUACGCGCCACGAUGGGCGGUGCUGUCCAAGUACGGCACCGGCCUGGUGGAGGUGAAGAAGAGGGUCAAGGUGUGA
Cordyceps fumosorosea ARSEF 2679 is the source of this 3060-nucleotide messenger RNA. RefSeq names its product peptidase family M28 family. The transcript is spliced from 3 exons. Bases 1 to 3060 code for a protein of 1019 amino acids. NCBI's taxonomy places the organism in Eukaryota, Fungi, Ascomycota, Sordariomycetes, Hypocreales, Cordycipitaceae. Gene Ontology annotation, molecular function: metalloexopeptidase activity. Gene Ontology annotation, biological process: proteolysis. The record is from RefSeq and is a predicted model, not a curated record.